Leptopilina heterotoma is the source of this 1937-nucleotide messenger RNA. RefSeq lists its product as uncharacterized. Bases 212 to 1393 code for a protein of 393 amino acids. The record is from RefSeq and is a predicted model, not a curated record. The transcript has 2 exons. Lineage: Eukaryota; Metazoa; Arthropoda; Insecta; Hymenoptera; Figitidae.
UAAAAAUACUGUCACACGGUGUCAAGUCAGAUGUUUUAAUUGUUAAUUAACAAUUGUUAAUUGUGAGAAUUAUAACGUGUAUAAACCUGUAAGUUAUAUUAGCAGUAAAUUUUUCUCCAUUAUAUUUCCACUUUUCUUAGGUUUUUUCAAAAUUCCAAGGUUUUCGUAAACUUUGAUUGUUUACUCUCUGCGAAGACGGAAAGCUAGAAAUAUGAAUUCUUCCAAGAUGGAAAGAUUUUUGCCGAAUGAGUGUUAUAUUUGUAAAUCCAGAGACAAAUUAAUAAGAUGUGGAUGCAAAAUGAUUUGCUAUUGCUCUGAGGAUCAUCGAUUGGAGCAUUUGCCAGUUCAUGAAAGUUUUUGCAAAGUAAUUAAAAAAUUGUUAAUAGAGAAAAAAGUGUCACACAUUCAUGAAGAGCUUAAAAUUUUAGGUGGAUUUGAUUGGAGUGCAAAAAAGGAAAAAAUCAGCAUUGAAGUAACAAAGAAAUUAGGAAGACCCAUGAGUCUAUUAGAAAAUGCAAUGUGGACACAUUCGCGAGUGUGUUUCGUUUGUCGUCAAACAAGACAAGAAGAUUUAACAAAUUGUCCUGAUUGUCCAGUGGCAAGUUUUUGUAAAGAGCAUCCACAAAAUGAACUUCACACUAUGAAUUGUAAAGUGAUGAAUCAGUAUUUAAAAGUUCUUAAAACCGCCGAAGAAUUAAAUAUCGAUUUGAAAUUUUUGUCUCCUAUUUUUCCGUGUAUUACAGAAGAAGAAGAAAAUGAAGCUAUAGAUAUACUUACAAAUACAUAUACCGUAACUGACAUGAAAAAAUGUUAUUUAAAAUCGAGAUUAUUGAAAAUGGAUCUUAUUAUCUUUAUGGAUGCAGCUUCGAAAAUUAAUAGUGCUUUACAAAAAGUUCACGACACGAUUCCAGAAGAAUUGACAAUUCACAUCGAUGCCCUAUCUUAUAAACACGCAAUUACAAAAAAGAAUUAUUGGGAAUUUCUCCUGCAUCUCAAUCCAGAGAUAAAACAGUUAAAAAUUGUCAACACUGCAAUUAAAAAUCCAGACAAUGUAGAGACGUCUCUUUGUGAAAAUUGCAUUUCAGAGGAAAAAGAAUUGAUUGUUGAAUAUUCGUCAGAAUCUUACGACGAUUACAUGUUGGAUGAAAAUUAUCAAGAACCAGAUAUUCUGUUUUACGUUCAAAUCAAUGAUGAAUGUAAUUCCAAAAGAUUAAACAUGUGGAGUGAAUUUGAUUGUCCCGUUAUUUUACGAUUCGAUUCAAAAUUAGAUUUUUGUAAAACACAACAUUUUCUCUCGUUUUCAAGAGCAAAGUUUCAAUUCAUUUACGAAGGACAAUUUACAACACCAUUCAGUACAUUACCCAGCAAACAUUGUUACAUAACAGUUAUGUAACAGUUAUGUCACAGAAUAUCACACGUGAUAUAACAUGAUAUGAACAUGUGACACGAAAUGUCGUAACAUGAGGGUCACAGUUACAUAAUUGUUACAAGAAGGGUGAUAUAACAAUUAUGUUGCAGCGUGAUAUUUAAUUAUUAUAUCACAGUUAUGUAAAUAUGUUACAUAAUUAGAAGAAUUUGAUACAUAAUUGUUAUAUCACACUUAUAUCACGUUGUGACUUAUUAUUAUAUCACAGUUAUGUAAAUAUGUUACAUAAUUGUUAUAUCACACUUAUAUCACGUUGUGACUUAUUAUUAUAUCACAAUUAUGAGAUUCUGUUACAUAAUUUGAUGAGCUUGUUAUAUAAUUGUAACAUCACUAUUAUGACCUACGUGAAAAUUAUUGUUAUUAUUUUUAUUCAAUAGAUAAUAACAAAUGCCAUUUGACAUGGUAAUAUCCAAAAAUAAUUUUAGUAAAAAACUGAUUUAUUAAUUAGUACAUUUUUUAAACUUGAUUUUUUUACAGAUCUUUAAUAUUAUUUAUAAACAUGUUCACAAGU